Messenger RNA from Heterobasidion irregulare TC 32-1, 201 nucleotides. RefSeq lists its product as uncharacterized. The transcript is spliced from 3 exons. The annotation marks the transcript as partial. The record is from RefSeq and is a predicted model, not a curated record. Lineage: Eukaryota; Fungi; Basidiomycota; Agaricomycetes; Russulales; Bondarzewiaceae.
AGCUCCGGCCAGUGCGUCGGCGUCGGGUCCAAUUUCAACGACGAUGUCACCAGCUUCGGACCCGACAAGGGUCUCACUUGCACCGUCUACAGUGACGCUGGAUGCUCUGGCCGUGCUACUGGCGGGAUUGUCUACCCUGGCAUAAGCAACUUGGCCGACUAUAACAACAACGAUGCCAUGAGCUCGUUCAAGUGCACUUAG